Molecule: messenger RNA, 5371 nt
Organism: Argiope bruennichi
Lineage: Eukaryota; Metazoa; Arthropoda; Arachnida; Araneae; Araneidae
Product: major facilitator superfamily domain-containing protein 6-like
Exons: 4
Coding region: 403-1941 (512 amino acids)
Cellular component (GO): membrane
Source: RefSeq, a predicted model, not a curated record
CGUGAUCAUUUACACACAGAUAACUCGCAUUUUAUUUUUAUAAAAAUAAAUCACUGUGGCAUUUUCUUAUUAAUUACAAAAAACAAAUUUACUUUCUUACUUUCUGUGCAAUAUUUUCUUUCAAGUAUCGAACUUAUUUCUUUUAAUAGGAUAAGAAAUUAUUGUAAAGGCUGUAAAAUCAAUCUUCCCGCUUCAUUUCUGUUGUAAUGGUAAGUUUAACACACGGAAGUAAUCAUGGAAAACGGAAUUGCAUCCUGUUCUUUCUAAUACUGAUAAAUCGUGCCUGCAUUUUUCACUUUGAAAGAGCUGAAAUUUUGAUUAGUUUUUCAUUAGAUUCCAUCAACAUUUUUGAAACUGAGUGAAGGGGAAUCAAACUUUUAGAGACUGUCCUGUGAAAUUAAAAUGGAAAAUUUCGAUACAGAAAAAAUAACGGUUUCAGACGAAUUAACUUUUAAGAAGUUGCUUCCGAUGAAACUUCACUAUUUUCUCCUCAUGAGCGGAAGUGCUGCAAUUUACCCAUACAUCUUUAUUUAUGGAAAACAGUUAAAUAUUACUGCUGAUGUUGUUGGAUAUAUCACAUCCGCCAUUUGGUGCAUUACAGUUCUAUCUAGACCAAUAAUAGGAGGUGUGACAGAUCACUUCAACAAAAAGUUCAAGCUGGUUCUUAUUUCCUUACUUCUUAUGAGCAUAUUCACUGACUUAGGUCUGAGCUUUAUACCAAAGUCGCAGCUGGAUAGCUCUUCAAACUUCACCACCAACUCUUCAAUGAUUUGUUAUAAUAACAACUCUUACCGUGUUGAGUUAGAGAUGAACAGUGCGAACUGUUGUCUUCUUUCUUGUUCAUUGAAUGAAGUAAAUAGUUCUGACUGUGGAAAUGAGAGUAUUCCAUCAUUAGAACAUUUUGAAAGUAUACCAUUGGAAUGCAACAAGGAUCUUAACACCACAUGUCUCGAUGGAGCUCUUAAAAAUGAUUGUAGCAAUGUUACCGGUAGUAAUAUCACUAACAAUGGUUCUGUUGGUCAAAAUGGAAUCUUACAAGUAAGUUUAUUUGGAAUUUUCGUCACUUUUUUUCUGGUAUCUCAAACAUCACUUGAAUCCUUGAGUGAUGCCGCUUGUGCUAAAAAUCUCGGUGAUGAAAUGGAAGAAUUUGGAAAGCAAAGAAUGUGGGGAACGAUCGGUUGGGCAAUCUUUGCAUUAGCAGCUGGAGCUUUGAAUCAUGCUUUCUCAAGAUCAGGCAGUGGAACAAAUUAUGUACCUGGAUUUUAUUUGUCGAUUGCAAUUUAUACCUUAGAUAUUUUUAUGAUAUGGAAACUGCAACUGAAAACUCCAAAAUCAGUAAAAAAUAUCUUCAAAAAUGUUGCUUGGUUGCUGUUAAAACCUAGAAUCAUAAUUUUUUUACUAGAAGUGAUAGCUAUAGGAAUGAUUAGAGGUGUGUACAUAACGUACUCACUCUGGUUCUUGGAAUCCAUAGGUGCAAGUGCAUUGCUGUUGGGUUCCAUAACAUCACUUCAAUGCUUUUUGGGAGAGAUUCCAUUUUUCUAUAUUUCUGGGUGGAUCAUCCGAAAAAUAGGACAUCUGAACGUAUUCACAAUGUCUUUUAUAGCUCAUGGUUUAAGAUUUCUGGCAUAUGCCUUUUUGGUAAAUCCUUGGUGGGGUUUGCUCAUAGAAGUUCUACAGGGGCCAUCAUUUGGAAGUUUCUAUGCUGGUUUGACGUCUUACGGAAAACUUUUAGCGCCACCUGGAGCUGAGGCCACUAUGCAAGGUAUAGCACUGGCAGGACUGGAUGGAAUUGGUACUUCUGUGGGCAGCUUAAUCUCAGGUUACUGGGUCCAAAAAGCAGGGCUGCGUGAAACCAUGUUCCAAGCAGGUUUUUGGUCUAUAAUCUUUGGAAUGGCCAGUUGCAUCCUCAAUGGUUUCAUCAUGUGUAAUCUCGUUAAAUGAGCGCAUUAAAUACAGACGAAAAAUGAAAUGCUAAAUUAAUAUUUUUUGAAAGUAUCCACUACUGUAUAUAAAGGAUCAUAAAUCAAACGUUCAUUUGAUUUUAAAAAAUUCUGAUUAAUAAAUGUAUUUUCUUCAAAUUUAUAAAUAGCUUCUUAUGGAAAAUAUGUCCAACUCAAAAGCAGUGACUAUCUAUAAUGCAACAAGGCUGCCAUAUGGCAGGAGCAUACUAUUUUCAGAGUUCUCAGUCUGAAAGUGUUGCAAUUACAAUCCAUAUAAAUGUUAUAGAUUCUGAUAUCUGCUCAAAUGUUUUAUCAUCUAGGAUUGAAAAAUGGAUUCCACCCUAAUCACUACUCUGGCACUAUGUUUUUUACAUGAGUAACAUUUUAUUUUGAGGUAAUCAUUCUCUGGCACUGUACUACCUGAGUAACAUUCUAUUUUGAGGUAAUCAUUACUCUGCCGCUACACUGCCAUAGUAAAAUUCUGUUGGAGAAUUCCUAUUUCUUUCCUAUUGGAGAGUAUAUUACUAAAAAUAUACUCUCCAAUGUAGCAUGUUUGGAAUUUUGUGUUAGUUCCAUUUCAAAAAUUUCAUUAAAAAAAAGGCUGUUACACUUUAAAAGCCCGCUGUGUAGAGUAACCGAGUGUGUAGUAGCUACUGAGGGCAAGGGCCCCUGAGCACCCGAGGACAGAAGUCUGACUUCUAGCUCAUAUGAAGAUGACACACACAUUCGCUUGUACAGUCCCUUUUUACAGGGGCGCCUUUUCACACACCUCACAGACAGAACACAGGGUAGAGAGCAACCAUGCCCGAACCAGAACUCGAACCCGGGACGCGCUAUCACUAGGCCAGGUCGCUGGCAAUAAAAAAAAGGCUAAAACUAUUGUUCACAAUUUCAUUUUUUAUAAUUAAUUCUUGAGCUUCUCAAGGUAAUUUAAUUUUUCGCGAGUUAUUUUCCCCUUUUUUAUUAUCAAUAAAUUAUAUAUAUUUGUUUAAAUUUUUCCUUUCAAAUUAAUGACAUUUUAGUUAAAUACGAAAAACAGUUUUUCAAUUUUUCAUCCUCUCUCCUCUUUCUCGAUUUGAUAUCCAAAGAAAUGCUGUCAAAUAGUGUAGUUGCCAAACCCAACAACUGAAAGCAAUAAAAGUGGCAUUCAAUUUUUUUUCACCGUAUUUUGAUACUUUAGGUGGCAAUUUUGAAAAUAAUUAAAUAUCCGAAGAAAGCAACUGAUUUCUUCUGUGUACAGAUCAAAGAAAAAAAAAUUGAAAUUACCUGGAACCUAUUUCUAUUUUUAAGUAAACAAGAAUUUUAAUUCAUGCAUACUUUCUACUAUAAUAUGUACGUUAUAUGACAAUUUACAAAAAUACAAUCAUGUGAAAUCGUUAACUAAAUGCUGGCUAUCCGAACUGUAAAAAUUAUAUAUGUACAGGGAUAAAGUUUCUGUAAGUAUUCUUUUGAUAUUGGCAAAGAAUCAACGGGAAACCUUCUGUUGUGCAUGUUUCUGAAGUCAUUGUAAGUAACUAUAUGUAUUUAGUUAAUGCAUAAAAGUGAAAAUCAAAGUUAUGUUUUUGCGAUAACAAAAUCCAAAGGCUCUCUGAAUAUAUUCCCGCAAACCGCAAUUUUUUUCGAGCAUUACUCUUUUUAUUAUGAUUUUUUGAAAUUUGCACGAAUUUAUGCCGCACUCGGUACAUAUAACAAAAUGACUGAUAUUUAAAUUGUAAUGAAAUGUGACAACACUUUCAUCAGGGAGAAAUGCGAGCAAGUGUUGGGCAGAACACUCUCGAAGGGUUUUUAACCGAAGUGCUCGUACGUAAAGAGAAGUCUUUUCUUGGGAUGAUCUCAAAAUUCGACUGUGCAAAUACUUUACAUAUUUACUACUUUGCACAUCAUGCAAAUGACUUAAACUAUAAAAUAAAUCAUUUAUAAUAAUAAAAUAAUUUAUUUUUGUAAAUUUAUGACAUUUUUAAAAGCAGUUAAUGAAAAACGUUUGCACGGUGCAAAAGUUUAAUGGGUGGACAAUUCAUAAUAUAAAAUGUAAAAUUGAUUUUAUUCUUGUCUGAAUUUCUAAUGCUAUCACAACUACAAGUUCAUGUAACAUAUCAGAUAAUCAUCGUUGGUUAUUCGAAGCAAUCAGUAAAUAUCAUUGUCCAAUCUUAAUACUACUAAAUUAGAGCAGCACAAUUUUCUAAAACGCUCCAAUAACAACAGCCUUUAUGACAAGUUCUAUUUAAUAAAAAUUCUAAGAAUUCGUUUAUGUAUCUACUAUUCUGAAGGGAUUUUAAUAGAAAAUGACUUCUAUUUGCACACAAGAGAUACAUUGCAGAGAGUGAAAUUGAGAGACUAGAAAAGUCUUUUUUAGAAACAAGUACAGGGUUAGGUAGAAAUAAGUUACCCACUUCAGAGGGCUCUAAAAUGCGUUCUAUUGGUCCAAAUAAGAUAAAAUUUGAACUACAAAUUAUUCAGAUGAUGCGCUUGACAUUUAUUAAUUUAAAAAAAUUGUACAAAAAUACACCAAGAGAUGGCGCAGUAACACAAAUGGCAUUUAUUUGCAUAUAUUUAAAAUGUGAAACAUAAUUUGCGUUACAGCGCAUGUCUAUUACCAUUUUUCUUUGGAUAAAAAGAAGGCGAAUUCUGCAGGAACAUUAGUUUCUUCUCUGUUCGUCAUGCCUACGUUGCAAGAAAAAGCGCUACUAGUGAAAUUAUUCUACCAGAAUUAACAAAACUCCGUUGCAGCUCUAAAGGAAUUUCGUCGUAUGAAGCAGAUACGAAGAACCCCAAUGUCUCCAGGUGCCCUACGCAAAAUGAUGCAAAAAUUGGAAACAACUGGGCGACUUGGCAUUCUUCCAGGUUGAGGACGAAAAAAACCCCGCCUUCCAGAAUCGAAAAUGUUGCGACCGCGCUCGUUGAAGCCAGCAAUCAGUCGCCGCAUAAUAGUGUGAGUUUGCCAGUUAUUUCCCGUGUUCUGGAUAUGCCGUAUUAAACUGUACGAAAAAUCGAAAUGUAAAUUUUGCAUUUUUAUCCAUACAAAAUGAAGUCUGUGCACCUAUUGCAGGGUCUGUAAAGCUUUUGCACUUCAGUUCCUUGCUCGAAUGGUGGUUGACACAACUUAGCUAUGGAAUAUUACGUGGAGUGAUGAGGCCCACUUUUGCCUCAGUGGGCAAGUUAACACCCACAACUGUCGAAUUUGGGCAGGGGGAAAACCUCAGGUUACCCAGGAACAACCCUUGCAUCCUGAAAAAGUGACAGCAUGGUGUGGUUUAACAGCUACCUUUAUCAAUGGACCGUAUUUCUUUGCAGAUAUACCUUCAAAUGGAAUCCAAACCUGUUCCGUCACAGGACAACGGUGCCAUGAUAUUCUGAGGGAUUUUGUAAUCCUAACUCUUCUACAGCGUGGAUGCUUUCAAGACAUCAUUUCCAUGCAGGAUGGUACACCACCU